Penicillium arizonense is the source of this 501-nucleotide messenger RNA. RefSeq names its product VOC family protein. NCBI's taxonomy places the organism in Eukaryota, Fungi, Ascomycota, Eurotiomycetes, Eurotiales, Aspergillaceae. The record is from RefSeq and is a predicted model, not a curated record. The transcript is spliced from 4 exons. The coding region runs from base 1 to 501 and encodes 166 amino acids.
AUGUCGUCCAGCAACAUCGACCAUAUGUCCAUCCUCGCCCCCGAAGAGCACUUCGAGCCUCUUAUCGAGUGGUAUAAGAAGGCUCUUUCACCACUAGGCUACAAGGAAAUCAUGCGCUUCCCUGGUGCGGUCGGACUGGGCAGCGAGUUUCCUGAUUUCUGGAUCACCCAGAAGGAGACGCAGAUUCCGUCGGGGUUUCAUUUUGCCUUUUCUGCUCCGAACCGUGCUGCUGUCGAUGCUUUCCACAAGGCUGCGGUCGGCGCUGGGGGCACCAGCAAUGGCAAGCCUGGGUUGAGACCAGAGUAUCAUGAGAAUUACUAUGGGGCAUUUGUUUUGGAUCCAAUUGGAAAUAAUGUGGAGAUGGUUAUCCAUAGUCCCGAAGGCCAGAAGAAGUAUAAUGGUUCGUCCUUCUGCCCAGGUCAAUACCGGCUACGACGUAUUUAUAUCAUGUUGAGGCUUACGAAUGAUAUGACCCGGACACAGAAGUUCUAUCUCUCGUAG